AUGGACAUAAACGAGGACAAGAUCAAGGAGGAAGUCAGCAGCUUCGUCUCCUCCCUGCAGCGAUUACUGCCAAAGAAGAAGGAGAUCAUUGUGGUCGAACCAAAGCGAUACAGAACCACAAAGCUGUGUGACAUUCACGCUGAGGCGAAAGGUACUUUCCCAAAGUGCUUCAUCGGCGCUCGCCUCAUUGUUCUCAGAGAGAUCCUCGAUAAAGUGAAACUGGUUCAACAGUACAGCUAUGGGAAGACAAGGGAAUCCUACAGGUGUUAUUCCCAGCUCAUUCACAAGGAAAUGGAACCGAAGAGCACCGAGGAAGGGUUGCUGAUAGACUCGUCUGGUUCUGCUACGGCUACGUAUAAAGAUAGCUUUGACGGAGGGUAUCAGAUGCGUCUGAUGUCUAGAAUCAGGGAUUUGGUGUCGUCAGAAACAGAGGUUGUGGUUGAGAAAGAAAAUGAAAAGUCUGUUGGAUCAGUUUCGUGUUCUGUAAGAGAUGUGGACCCGAACACAUUACGUAUGGUGACGCAGUGGAUGUACAAAAUUCUUCCGGAUGUGUGUUUUGGAACCGAGAUUGGAUUCAAGCCGUUAACGUACCCACCGUUGCCGGAGGUCUCGAUCAGUGCUAGGUAUGACAGGCCCAGCUUCACAUUAUCUUUAACAGCAAGCAAAAUUGGCUUUCAAGUGUGUCUUUACAAACAGUUCUCACCAGAUUUACGAGUAGCGACGAUAAUAACCGAGGGUUGCCGAGGCGGGCAGACCACGGUCAGUUUGGCAAUGCACAAAAAUUACCACAACGGUUCUGAAUUGAAAAUAUUUGUUGACUCGCAACGCUGCGGGGGCUUCACUUUUCAAAGAGAUAUUCUAUUUUAUGAGCCGCAAAAUGAGAUCCGCGUGUUACGUCUCGUCGGAAGUACCCUGAUAGAUAAACAAAGGCGGGUUCGAUUCGGAAUUGGAAUCAAUCUGGAUUUCUAA
This is a messenger RNA of Spodoptera littoralis (African cotton leafworm), 969 nucleotides long. The record is from the annotation of a GenBank genome assembly. Lineage: Eukaryota; Metazoa; Arthropoda; Insecta; Lepidoptera; Noctuidae.